AAGUGCCGGUAACUGCAGGAGGCAGAGAGAGAGGAGAAGAGGGAGAGCAAAGGCAUCAAGGGGAAGACCACUCUGCACUAAAAGUCUACAGAACUUGUUUGCCUGCCUCUCAAAGAUUGUGAGGUCUGAUUCCACCAGACAGUCGACCACCCUUUUCCUCUUGUCUGUCUGCUAUUCUACUCCUUGCAGCCAUGGCACCCACUCUAGCCACCGCAUUUGCCCGCCGCUGGUGGAUGGCAAUAACAGCCAUCAUUGAAAAUCUGCUCUUCUCUGCCGUUCUGCUGGGUUGGGGCUCCUUACUCAUCAUGCUGAAGUCUGAGGGUUUCUAUGCAUACCUCUGCACAGAUCCAGGAAACAGCUCGACGGCAAACUUCUCAUUACCAGCUGUGCCUUCAUCACUGUCGAAUGAUGCAGAUUAUGAAUAUGAUGAGUUUCAGCCUGCCCAGCGUGAUGGCGGCGUGGAGGUGGUCCCUCUAAACCAUCCGGAGGACAAUCUGAGGAUGAACGGCUGGCUCAUCUGUAAAGAACAGGAUGAGAUGCUGAAUCUGGCCUUCACCGUGGGCUCCUUCCUCCUCAGUGCCAUCACACUCCCUCUUGGAAUUGUCAUGGACAAAUACGGCCCACGCAAACUCCGCCUGCUUGGAAGUGCCUGCUUUGCCCUCUCGUGCCUUAUGAUUGCUUAUGGAGCCAGCAACCCAAAUGAUCUGUCCGUUUUGAUUUUCAUCGCUUUGACUUUUAAUGGCUUUGGAGGAAUGUGUAUGACCUUCACUUCACUUACGCUUCCCAACAUGUUUGGCGACCUGCGUGCCACCUUCAUCGCACUCAUGAUUGGCUCGUACGCGUCCUCGGCUGUCACCUUUCCUGGGGUCAAGGUUAUUUAUGACCUUGGUGUGACCUUCAUCACGAUUCUGGUGGUCUGGGCAGGCUGUGCAGGCCUCGUCUUCAUCAACUGCUUCUUCAACUGGCCCUUGGAGCCUUUCCCUGGACCCGAGGACAUGGACUACACUGUCAAGAUCAAGUUCAGUUGGCUGGGAUUUGACCAUAAGAUUACAGGAAAGCAGUUUUAUAAGCAGGUGACAACAGUAGGCAAGCGUCUUAGCGUGGAUAACACUCAGAAACAGAAAGAGCUUGCCAAAGAGGGCCAAAAACUCUGCCUGUCCACCAUGGACCUGGAACUGCAGUGUGAGGCCAAGGAGGAAACUCAGUCAUUCAUGAAGAGCAUUUUCAGCCCUCUCUUUAUGUUGAGUCUGGUGACCAUGUGUGUAACUCAACUGCGUCUCAUCUUCUACAUGGGAGCCAUGAACAACAUCUUGGAGUCCCUCAGUGGAGGAGAUUUCAACACUGUUGAGAGAAUGGAAUUGGUGAGCCUCUACACCUCCAUUUUUGGCAUGAUGCAACUCUUGUGCUUGAUGACAACGCCGGUCAUUGGUCAGAUUAUGGACUGGAAGCUAAAAGAAUGCGAUGAUGGAGAAAACGAUGAAAAAGAGCCCAACAAGGACGAGCCCCAGCCCAAACGCAGAGACAGACAAAUUCAGAAAGUCACCAAUGCCACACGGGCCUUCAUCUUCACCAACAUCCUCCUUGUCGGCUUUGGCAUCACCUGCCUAAUUCCCAACCUCCCUCUUCAGAUGCUCUCGUUUGUCCUUCACACCAUCGUCAGAGGCUUCAUCCACUCCGCCAUCAGUGGACUUUACGCCGCCGUGUACCCAUCAUCUCAGUUCGGCAGUCUGACAGGAAUGCAGUCAUUGGUUAGCGCUGUGUUCGCUCUGCUGCAGCAGCCUUUGUUCAUGGCCAUGAUGGGACCACUGAAGGGAGACCCACUCUGGGUGAAUGUUGGUCUGCUGGUUGUCAGCAUGCUGGGCUUCCUGUUACCACUCUACCUGCUGUUCUUCAGGAAAACCCUGCACAAAAAGAGGAAGGAGAAAGAAAACGAUGCUAAAAUCUAUCUCAAAAUCAAUGGCACUGACGUACCAGAGGCAUUUGUAUAAAGAAAGCAGAUAAAGGGAAAAACAAAGGCAUGAGAGAAUCAUCACAGCUACACAAAAACACAAAAACAGAGACGAUUAAAUACUUUUGUGCCUCUUUCUUAGAGGUUUACUGAGUAACUCAAUGGACGAAAAGAGGAAUGAGAGAGACAGAAAGCAACCCUCUUCUUCGCCAUUUUAUUUUCAUUUACACAGAUAUUUUACAUUACGCAUUUGCACAUGUGAUAAAGUUUCAACCCUGACAGUUUCUCCAUAAAACCAGGGGCAUUUCAGUAUACAGCAUUAUAUACACCGUUUAUGCCAACUGGACGUGAGCCAGCCUGGCCUGCACAGACGGUGUUAUGAUGCCAGUUGGCUGUCUUGCCCAGGAACACCCAAAACAGCCCUAUUCAUUCAACUAAACUUCACAAGGGAUAAACCAUUACAGCCCCAGUUUACACUGUAAUAGUUGUGGUGCAAUGCAGUUGUAUUCACUAAAGACCACAUUUUUCGUUUAUAAUGAUCCACAAAGGGCUUUUUACAUUUUUCUAUGAAACAAUGUUGUAUUUAUGAAAAAGAUCUGUGAUCUCUUUUGAUCAUAGGUCCUUUAUGAAAGCCACAAUUUGUGCAUUUCAGUUUGUAUAUAUGUUUUUACACUGCAUGCGCAUGAGAUGCAUACAUAAAAGAGGCUGAAAUGCUUAUGAUCUGCGAGGUGUUGGCUGAAAGCUGAGGCGCAGAUGUCAGGGCAACAACAGCACUUUUAACACAUGUCCCAUAACCCCUCCUCAUGACCCAUAAUUCCCUUUUUCUGUCUUUCACUAACAUUCUAUGAUAGUUCAGAGUAAAUUAAGAGUCAUUUGUGUCACUGAUCUUAAGAUCAAGUUAUAAUGGACCUCUGAAGUAAAAUAUUAUACAGAAA
Molecule: messenger RNA, 2883 nt
Organism: Sinocyclocheilus anshuiensis
Lineage: Eukaryota; Metazoa; Chordata; Actinopteri; Cypriniformes; Cyprinidae
Product: large neutral amino acids transporter small subunit 4-like
Exons: 15
Coding region: 192-1988 (598 amino acids)
Biological process (GO): neutral amino acid transport; transmembrane transport
Molecular function (GO): neutral L-amino acid transmembrane transporter activity; L-amino acid transmembrane transporter activity
Source: RefSeq, a predicted model, not a curated record